Molecule: messenger RNA, 801 nt
Organism: Adineta steineri
Lineage: Eukaryota; Metazoa; Rotifera; Eurotatoria; Adinetida; Adinetidae
Source: the annotation of a GenBank genome assembly
AUGGAUAAUGUGAUUUAUCAUCACGAUCUUCUUCAACAGCAACUCAAUGAACAAGAUACAGUGUUAAGUCAACAUCCAUUAAUGAUGGAAAUCAAUAAUUGGGAACGUGAGAGUGUAGAAAAGAUAAGAUAUGCAGCAGAGAAAACAGGUAAAGAAGCCGAUGGUUACUCAGAGAAAGAUUUAAGUGGAUGGCUGCAAGCAUUGGAAAAGUUAAAAAAUCAGUUAUCAACACCAUCAGAUGUAAAGUUACAGAAGAUAAAGGAUGAAACAUGGUUGCAACGGCUUGAAAUCAUGACAGAUCCCAUUAAUUCAUCAGAAAAAUUUGAGAAAGGAUGUGAUAGUGUUCAUAUAUUAGAAAACGGUCUCGUUGCAGAACAUAAUGAAACAGAAAUUGCUGCUGAAGUUCGAGGUUUCACGAAAUACUCAACGGGAACUCAUAAAAUCGGUUUGAAAAUUGAAAAAAUGACGAAUAACAAUUGGAUGUUUUGGGGAAUUAUAUCCCAAAAUACUGCAACUCAAAAGAAUUCUUUCUCUUCAAAAUCAAGCAACGGAUGGGCCAUGUUCAAGUAUGUGUAUUUAAAUGGUGAAUACAGCGUUGGAUACAAUAACUAUCAAGGUGAUAUUGUUGAAAACGACAUACUUUACUUAACACUAAAUUGUGAUAGUCAAACUAUCGAACUUGAAAAUGAACGUACGAAGCAAAAGAAUUCUAUCGCCAUUGACUUGAACGACUGCCCAUUUCCUUGGCAAUUACAUAUUAAUAUGUAUAACAGUAAUGAUCGUAUUCGUAUACUGGCAUAG